This is a messenger RNA of Plodia interpunctella (Indianmeal moth), 762 nucleotides long. RefSeq lists its product as uncharacterized. Bases 68 to 553 code for a protein of 161 amino acids. Lineage: Eukaryota; Metazoa; Arthropoda; Insecta; Lepidoptera; Pyralidae. The record is from RefSeq and is a predicted model, not a curated record. The transcript has 4 exons.
UAAUUAUUUAUAGUCAAUGAAAUAAUGUUUAUUGUUCACUUUACUGUAAGUUACACAAAAACCGAACAUGUUUCGUUUGGUUGUUUUUUGUGCUCUUCUGGUGGGUAUCCACGGACAAACAACGCAGGUGUCCACAUGUACUUCUCACAUCGGCGACCUGCCGCUGAACACCUACAUCGAAGGCUGCGACAGUCCGCCCUGCAUCCUGCCCCAGCUGCAGGAUGUCGUCAUGCACAUCGUCUUCAGAGCUCCACGAACAAUGCGCACGAUGACGACGCUCGCCACAGCAUAUCUGUCCGGCAACAUCAUAACAAUUCCAAUCCCGUACGACCUGGGCGAAAACUCCAUCACCUGCAACUUCCUCAACAACAGCUACUGCCCCGUGCUCGAGGGAGAAGUGCUGCAAUACACCCUCAAAAUGUUCAUCGAGGAGUUCUUCCCUGUGGGUACCAGCGCUCCCAUAGAGUUCAGGGUCGUGGGCGAAACCAACAGUGAUCCUGUUUUCUGCAUCAGAGUGCCCAUCAUCAUCGCACCAGCUGUCGACAGCGCUUAGAUUAUAAAACAAAUGCAAAUUUUCAUAGACUGCUGCUAUAAGUAUAUUUACAGACAUAAAACGUAUACGAGUAUAGCUUAAGAAAUGCUGUAGAUUAUAAAGAACCAAUGUAUUCUAAAAACGUCUUAAAUUUUAUUGUCAUAGGACUUGCAAAUUGUUAAUCUUAUUGUCCGUCUAUAAUAUUAGAUAAUAUAAUUUAUAUUCUGUAA